Molecule: messenger RNA, 1011 nt
Organism: Marasmius oreades (fairy-ring Marasmius)
Lineage: Eukaryota; Fungi; Basidiomycota; Agaricomycetes; Agaricales; Marasmiaceae
Exons: 2
Coding region: 1-1011 (336 amino acids)
Source: RefSeq, a predicted model, not a curated record
AUGGCGAGGUCGAGGGAGGUAAAUGAUAUGCUUCGUAACUUGAGAGGUGAACAGUUUAGGCAAAGCCAGAACAAGCGCAAGUCCCGAACCCAUGUGUCCUCGUCUACUACUUUCGCUCGCAACUCCCCAUCGCUCCCUUUAGAGGUCAUUAGCUUGUCCCUCGAUUUAGACCCAACUACAGGAACGUUCAAGAUUGCUGAGAAAGCAGACUCAUCGACAUCCACGACCUUUAGUAAGUACUCAGGUCCAGCACCUCCAAAGAGUUGGUCCUCAACACGCGCCUCCGAAGAUGUUGGUUCAGGACUAAUCUGGCGGAGGAGGGCGCUGUCUCUCAUUUUCCGAGGCUGGAAGCCAUUAUCAGAACUUGUAUUACCCCUGACUCUCAUUUGCCUCAGCCAAGUACUCUCUUACACGACUACACCUGAGUUCGUCGAUGAAGUUGUUCCUUGCAUCCCUCCCCAUUUGCGCGUGGAACUUCUCAGGUAUUCUGCGAUAUUCAAUCCGUUAUGCAACGCUCGGUUGUCCUCCAUGAUCGGGGCAGAAGGGCAUGUUGAGGGCGAGUUGAUCGUCGUUGGACCCAACGCGUCCCUUUCCGAAGAGCAUUUUCUUCAUGUUACUCCUGGUCUACGAUCCUUCCCGCAGCAUGACUGGGACUCCGAUGAUCCUGUACCGAAUCCAUUACGGCUCUUCGCUCUGGUGUUGACAAAGCUCGCCACCUCCACCUUGUUGACUCUUCCUCCCACCAUCACUCAUAUGGCUCUCAUCAAAUUACCGACUCCCAUACCGCUCCAUAGGCUGCCUCUGGUUUGUCCUUUAUUAGAGGUCCUUGAUUUAUCGUAUAAUACGUGGUUGUGUCCUCCGUCAGAUGAAAUGCUGAAGAGCUUGGAAAGGUUGGAUUGGGCAAGAUGGAGACAUUUACAGGUAUUGGGAAUCAGAGAAUGUUUCAUGCCAGAAGAAACAAUAGUAAGUGUUAACAGAGGUAGAUGGGACGAUGUGGAGUUAAUACAAUGA